AGCCAUCAUGGCUCAGAGUCGGCUGUAAAAACCACCGAUUUUGGGAGGUGAGCCGACAGACCUGGCGGCAGCAGCUUACGGAGCCGCACGGGGAUCACCGAUUGCACAUGCCAGCUUCGGAGGGGUUCCCGACACUGAGCCUCCGGCAGAAGCAUGUCAAGCAGUUGGCGAAGACUGAAAUCUGCAAGUUUUUCCUCUCCAGCAGGUGCGUCAAAGGGGCGCAGUGCCCCUACGCCCACAGCCCCUCCGAGAUCCGGGAGAAGCCCGACCUGGGGAAGACGAGCAUGUGCCGCGACUUCCUGACCACGGGCAACUGCACGAACCCCGGCUGCCGCUUCGCCCACAGCGAGCGGGAGCUGCGCAGCACGUCGGGCUUCUUCAGGACGAAGGUGUGCAGCUUCGCCGGCAGCGGGCGCUGCAAGUACGGCGCCGCCUGCCGCUUCGCCCACAGCCCCGGCGAGAUCCCGCCCGCCCCCGGCGCGGAGGGCCCGCCGCCGCCCCCGCCGCGCGCGAGCGAGGCGCAGCGGGCAGCGCUGGGCCCCGCGGCGGCCCGCGGCGGCGGCCGCGGGCUGCGGCCCGGCGGGGGCGCGAAGGCGGGCGACUUCGACCCCGGGGCCGGCCGCGACGCGGGCUCGGACCAGUCCACGCGCGACGCGACGAGCGCCUCCGCGUCGACGCCGUCGGGCUCCGGCGACUCGGCGCAGGACGGGGGCGCGGCGCGCGGGCUGAGGCGCCGGAGGGGGCCGGCGGCCGCGCCGAGGCAGUGCACCACGCUGAUCAUCAGGAACAUCCCCGACUUCCUCACGCAGGGCGCGGUGACCUCGCUGCUGGAGGACCUCACGGAGUGCAUGCGCGGGGCGUUCGACUUCUUCUUUUGCCCGUGGAACUCCAGCCAGGGCCGCAACCUGGGCUUCGCCAUCGUCAACUUCUUCUCGCGCUCCGCCGCGGCAGACUUCGAGAGCCGGUGGGCAAACGAGCCGCUGCUUCCCGGGAUCCACGGCGCCAAGAAGAUGAGGCUCCUGCCCUCUGCGCUGCAGGGGCGCGCCGCGAACCUUCGGCACUUCUCUGGCUUCAGCCUCGCGCACCACCCAGACCCUCGCUUCCGGCCGCUCGUCCGCGCGAGUCCCGACGAGGAGUUGCGCCCCAUGGCGCUCCCGGAGGAGAUCAUGCAGGGCCCCCUCGCGGGGCCAGAGCAGGGCGACCGCGAGGAGCUGGAGGAGCAGGGCGACUUCUUCGAGGCCCUCCAGGACCUCUGCCACGACCCCGAGCGGGACCUCCCGGGCCCGUGGGCCGACGGGGCGGGGCUGCCGCCGGCGCGCGCGGCGGUCAGCGGAGGCCUCGUCGACCGGCGUCCCGGCUUCGCCGCCCCGCCUGCGGCGAGCUCCGUGGGCCAUCCCGAGGGGGAGCCCUACCAGGGCCUCCACCGCUGCGGGGGCCCGCAGCCCCCAGGUCUGCAGCGUCCGCUGGAGGCGCCAGCCGCGCCUGUGCUGCCGAUGCCGACGCAGCUCGGCCUCGGGGCCGGGCAGGGCCUGCUGGGCUGCUGGGCAAGGGAAGCGAUGGCGUCGCGGUCCGGGUCGGGAGAUGCCAGGGCGUAUUCGAGGGCUGCCACGGCGGGCACACGGCCCGCUGCCGCACAGGCGUUCUCCGACUGUCCCCCGCCGGCCAGGUUCGAUCCGCGAGGCCGAUGUCCGCUCACAGUGCCUGAGGCCGCGGAGGAUACCGACGAGGUGCACUCGAGCUCCUGGUCGGCCGAGCACCGCUGA
Molecule: messenger RNA, 1763 nt
Organism: Prorocentrum cordatum
Lineage: Eukaryota; Dinophyceae; Prorocentrales; Prorocentraceae
Source: the annotation of a GenBank genome assembly